GGUGGCACGAUUGAUGAGUGUUAUACUAAGUUUUUAAUUGCUCGUUAGGGUUCGAAGGUCGUGCAAUCUGCCUUGGUACACAGAGGGUCUAAAAAACUUAAAGAAUAGAAGGGACAAAUUUUAUAAGCGAUUUUUAAAGACAGGGGAACAAAUGGCUGGUGAGUUGUACCGGCAAUAUAAGCGGGAGUUUGAAUUCCUCAAUAAAUUUUUAUACAACCAAUAUAUUACUGAUGUUGAAGCGAGCCUCAUAUCCAACCCUAAAGCUUUUUGACGAUUUGUGAACGGGAAAAAAUCAUCCUCUGAUAUAUCUUCUUCCAUGUCUUAUGGAGGUUUGGAAGCUAACUCCGAUAAGGGCAUUUCUGAACUUUUUGCGAAAUAUUUUGCCUCAAACCUUGAGCCGAAGGUCUCCUGGGAUGAGCAGGAGGUUCUUCAAAAAAUGUUGCCUCUUCUUGAGGUUGGAAGCUUGGACACACUAGAUUGUGACAUUGUUGAGGCCUCUAGUCAUUUUAAUGAGUCGCAUACACCUGACUUAGAUGGUAUCUCCCCAUUCUUCAUUAAAAGUUGUAUUGCAUCCUUAACCACACCUCUGCAACUUCUGUACUCUUUAUCAUUAUCAUCGGGUAAGUUUGCUUUUCGAUGGAAAAUUACCUCGAUCGCGCCUAUUCAUAAAGGUAGCAGCAGGGCAGACGUCACUAACUAUCGGCCUAUCGCCAAGAUAUGUAAUAUUGCCAAGUUACUUGAGCGUAUAGUCACCAAAAAGCUAACAUUUUUGAUUCGUAACUUUAUUUCUCACAAUCAACAUGGAUUCUUGCCUGGGCGAUCCACCACAACCAACUUAGUGGUUUUCUCUAAGCACUGCCUGGAAACCUUUGAACGCCGAUGUCAGGUUGAUGCCAUUUAUACGGACUUCUCUAAAGCCUUUGAUAAAGUUUGCCACGCAGCCCUAAUUGCUAAAUUGUUCAGAUUAGGUGUUCAUUCCUCCAUGUUAAGUUGGUUGGAGUCUUAUUUGGCAGACCGACCAUGCCACGUUCCCAUUGGUGAUGCCCUCUCGAGUCCCUUUAUUGCCUCAUCUGGCCGCAAGGGAGGCUUUGGGGCCGCUCCUAUUCAUCAUUUUCAUCAAUGACAUCUCCUUUUGCUUUCUUUAUUCGAACUUUUUGUUAUACGCGGAUAACCUUAAAGUGUAUAAAGCCAUUAGCUGCAUUAGAGAUAGCUAUCUACUGCAGGAUGAUUUGCGCCGAGUCUCUUCUUGUAAGAGGGCGCUAGACUUAUGUACUUCCUAUGCAAUUGGCAACCAUAACCUGCAGCUCAAGGAGGUGGUUGAUCUUGGCGUCUUUUUUGACUCAAAUUUAAAAUUUUCCAGCCAUUCAGAUUUUAUAAUGCCUAAGGCGUAUGCCAUGUUGGGUUUUGUGAAGAGGCACACAGACCAAUUCAAGAGCCCGUACGCGAAGCUCAGUGUUUACGCCGGUCCGGUCGAGGCUGGAAUAUGCCUCUAUUAUUUGGAGCCUCGCAAAUAAAAUAAGUUCCAAUAGAGUCGAGCGGUUGCAGAAAAAAUUUUCGAAUCUCUAAUUUCUUA
This is a messenger RNA of Drosophila ananassae, 1573 nucleotides long. RefSeq lists its product as uncharacterized. The transcript is spliced from 2 exons. NCBI's taxonomy places the organism in Eukaryota, Metazoa, Arthropoda, Insecta, Diptera, Drosophilidae. The coding region runs from base 1041 to 1514 and encodes 157 amino acids. The record is from RefSeq and is a predicted model, not a curated record.